GUCGCGACCACCACCAUCGUGACCACUGGCUCGAUGCUCAUCAACGACUACCACGACUGGCGCGGCGGCGUGGACACGGCAGAGACCAAGCCGGGCCGGCCGCUUGUGACGGGCGAGGUGCGGCCAGAGACGGUCAAGCUUGUCCUCAAGUGGGGGUACGCGCUCCACCUGACGCUGCUCUGCCUCGUCGAGCCCGCCGCCCUCCGCCUGCUCGUGCUCGCAAACACGCUGCUCACCUACCUCUACUCGGUGCACCUCAAGCCCGUCACUGGCGUGAAGAAUGCAGUUUGCGCCGGCAUCAUCUCGAUGGCGCUCGGGCUCGGCGCCGUCGCGCGCGCCGCGGGCGACGGCCUGCACCCGCUCCGCGCCGUCUGGCGCCCGCUCGCCGCCGUGGCGGGCCUCAUCUGGCACCGCGAGGUCCUGAUGGACAUCGAGGAUGUGGAGGGCGACGCGGCGGCGGGAGUGCGCACGCUCCCCGUCGCCCUCGGCGUGGGCGCGGCGGCGAGGCUCGCGCUCGCCCCACUACUCGCCGCCGCCGCCGCCGCCGCUUCUGCCGGCGGAGCUCGAGGCGCCCUCGCCUCGAGCUCGCUGCUGCUGACCGGUGCCCUCGCGGUGCGGGCGCAGCUCGGCGGCUUUGCGCCCGCGCUCCUCACCCAGGCCAUCGAGCUGUCGCCCUUCCUGCUGCUGGUCGCGCUGUCCGCGCUGACGUCCGCAUGAGCCGGAGUCUAGAGAGCGCGCGGCGUCCUACAAAUGUUUUUUUAUCGUGUGGAGCAUGAUAGUUGAUUAUUGAUGAAGUG
This is a messenger RNA of Emiliania huxleyi CCMP1516, 797 nucleotides long. RefSeq lists its product as hypothetical. Gene Ontology annotation, molecular function: transferase activity, transferring alkyl or aryl (other than methyl) groups. The transcript has a single exon. The record is from RefSeq and is a predicted model, not a curated record. The coding region runs from base 34 to 717 and encodes 227 amino acids. Lineage: Eukaryota; Haptophyta; Isochrysidales; Noelaerhabdaceae. Gene Ontology annotation, cellular component: membrane.